Molecule: messenger RNA, 5244 nt
Organism: Ostrea edulis (European flat oyster)
Lineage: Eukaryota; Metazoa; Mollusca; Bivalvia; Ostreida; Ostreidae
Product: cholecystokinin receptor-like
Exons: 2
Coding region: 853-2223 (456 amino acids)
Biological process (GO): G protein-coupled receptor signaling pathway
Cellular component (GO): membrane
Molecular function (GO): G protein-coupled receptor activity
Source: RefSeq, a predicted model, not a curated record
UACAAUGUACUUGUUAUGACAUUGCAUGACAAUGACAAAAUACUUUCAGCAUAUGGACUACCAGAUAAAAUAGUAGCACUUGUCAAAGCGUUCUAUAACAACUAUGAAUGCUUUUUUAUCCACAACGGAGAACAAUCUGAUUGGUUUAAUGUACAUACUGGAGUGAGGCAAGGCUGUAUUAUAUCUCCUCUUCUCUUUAUCACGGCUAUAGAUUGGUGCAUGAGAUUUACCCUCGGAAAUGAAAAUACUGGAAUAAGAUGGACAAUUCAAUAAUUUCUCGAAGACCUUGAUUUUGCCGAUGAUGUCUGUCUCAUCUCAAGCAACAAACAACAAAUGCAAAGAAAGACAACACGACUAGAAACAACUGCACAGUCUAUUGGUUUGGACAUAAAUGCAAAGAAGACAAAAGUAUUGGCGAUAAAUAAUACCUGUAAUACACCGAUAAGAAUCCAGGAUCAUGACAUCGAAGAAAUAGACAACUUCACAUACUUAGGUGCCAUCAUAAGUAAGGACAAUGGAACAUCUAAAGACAUAACAUCGAGAAUUAGCAAGGCAAGAUCAGCUUUUUGUCAGUUAAGACCUUUGUGGAGAUCAGGAAAAGUUUCCCUUAAAACUAAAGUAAAGAUCUAUAGCAGUAAUGUCAAGUCCAUAUUACUUUAUGGAGCAGAGUGCUGGAAACUUGUUCAGAGCGACCUUAAGAAGCUGUCAUCCUUCCAUAACACCUGCCUUAGGAGAAUCUGCAAAAUCUAUUGGUCGAAAAAGAUCUCUAAUAAAGACCUAUGGAGUAAAACAUCUCAAAAGAGCAUUCAUUUAGAAAUUAAACAACGCAGAUAGAGGUGGCUAGGGCACGCCAUGAGAAUGAACAAAGUAUGCCCAGCAAAUGUCGCUCUCAGAUGGACUCCUGAAGGGAAAAGAACGAGGGGAAGACCAAAAGAAACCUGGCGAAGAAUGAUAGAUGGAGAGUUGAAAGAGAUGGGACUAACCUGGAAAGAAGCAGAAAAGAAGAUGAACUUCAGUGAAAUGGAUAACAAUGAGGGUUGGAGUCGCAGUAAUUCAAAUAUCUCCAGGGAUCUACAGAACUGGAAUGCGUACAUGUCAUCGGUAUAUCUCCCAACAACUGUGUUGGUGACGAUAUGCUUUUCAGUGGGUCUGAUCGCUAACUCCACAGUACUUCUUGUUUUUGUAGUACGCCUACGUAACUCCCGCGACGACCGUUAUUUUAUUCCUUAUCUAUCAGCUGUUGAUUUACUCGGUCUUUCUCUCAAUGUUAUUGGGAUAUGGAUGGAAUAUUUCCAUAGUGUACGCGAAAGCAGUGAAUCUCACCAUGCGUGCAAAUUGCUGUGGUACUUCUGCUCUGCUAUUGGGUGUUUGUCUGCAUUCAUUCUGAUUGGUAUUGCAAUUCAGAGGUAUGUGAAAGUAUGCAGGCCUUACAAAAAGGAAAUGACACUGAAAUACAGACGUUUAUUUCUUAUUGCGGCUCUCUUGAUUUCGGUAACCGUCGCCUUUCCUUUCAUACCAUUUUACGACCUCGUUCCAACAUACAGUUCUAAAUUCAAUGCAACAGGUUAUAUAUGCAAACAAGACCAAACUCGGUGGGAAAAUAAUGGACCUGUCGUGUACAGCAUAACUAUUUCCUCUCUCAUCUUCAUUAAUAUUUCAUGUCUGGUGAUUCUGUAUAGCUUAAUCGGAAGAACAAUUUAUCAGCAAACGAGGCUGAAAAAGAAAAGACGAUCAAGUGCCAAGAGGAGGGUGGAUCUGCUAGCAAAAGAAUCGAACAUGGAUUCAGAAUACCCAACCAUUUUGAACGACCACAUUCAUAAUGAUGACGUAUCGGAAUACUGCGAAUGGACAUUAGACAAACGUCUCGACGAUAUGUCGUCUGCAGCCGAUGCCAAAAUUAGCCAAAAUGAGAAAUCAAAAACAGUAUCAUUAAGGCAAUAUUACCAAACUCUCAACAAAAGGGUAGACAGGUUUACGUGCAUGUUUCUUGCAAUCACUGUCGUUGCUAUGGUAAGCUACAUCCCCAAAGCCGCUAUACUUAUCGUUGAGUCGUUAGAUAACGCUUUUUGGGAUGAUUUAACCGAUACUGAAAGGAGUUUUGCAGUGUUGAUCUACAGAUUUCAUGUUCUCCACCAUGCAAGCAACGCUUUCAUUUAUGGUUAUUUUGACACAAGGUUUCGAUCUGAAAUACGAAACACGUUAAGGGUGAUAAUACGGAGAUAACGCAAUACAAACAACUGAGGAAAUAUUUUAAAAGGUUUCUAUUGAAAAUGUAAUACAAACAGCUACAUGUAGGGGAAGAUAUAAAGAGGUUUUUUUCAAGACUGUAGUUCUGAUGAUCGGAAUACUGGAACAUCACCGAGGAAUGCCAAAUACUAGAAUAAAAGUUCUAAUUCUUCGAAAUAUUGGUGAAACUGAUCUAACACUACCUAUUUCAAAAUAGUUACCAUCUUUUUGUUUCUUUCUGAAGUCGGCAGUCCAAGAACGAUACAAGAUGGUUAACAAAGUAGGGAACUUCGAGGGGAGGGGGCAUCGUUAACUAUGGGGAACAGUGUGUUUCAUGGAUUUUCUAUUUUAAAAAUAUCCGAGAUGAGUGUAUUUGGGGGAUUAUUCCAUCGUACCUGUCGUAAUCAAUGCAAAAUCGUUAAAAAUAUCUGCUUUAUCUAUCCCAAAUAUGAUCAGUAUCUUAAAAUGACACUUAAAAUUUUAAUAUCUGAUGAUUUAAUUCAUUCAUUUUGGCAAUUCAGAAGAAUCGUUUUGUGAAUGUAAGAGUUCCAUCUUACUAUCGUUUAGAGAAUGUGAAGGUUCUAUCCUACUAUCAUUUAGUGAAUGUGAAGGUUCCAUACUAGUAAUAUAUAGCGAAUGUGAGAAUUCCAUCCUAUUAAAUGUGGGGGUUCCAUCCUAGUUUUAUUUAGUGAAUCGAAAUAUAGGGCUCACGGCGAGUGUAACCGGUCGAAAGGGAAUGCUUACUCCUCCUAUACACCUGAUCCCACCUCUCCUAUGUUCGUGGGUUCGUGCUUGGCCUACUCUGAAUUUUGUAUUGUUUGUAGCAGUUAUAAGAUUUAUCACUGUUCGUUAUCUUCACCUUUCUUUUAUAAAAUGUGAUGGUUCGAUACUAAUGUCAUUUAGUGAAUGUUAGGGUUCCAUCCUAAUGUGUGUGUUGGUUUAAUGCUAGUGAAUGUGAAGGCUUUAUCCUAGUGAGUGUGGAGGAUCUAUCCUAGUGAAUAUGAGGGUUUUAUUCUAGUGAAUGUGAGGGUUUUAUCCUAGUAAAUGUGAGGGUUUUAUCCUAGUGAAUGUGAGGGUUUUAUCCUAGUGAAUAUGAGGGUUUUAUUCUAGUAAAUGUGAGGGUUUUAUCCUAGUGAAUGUGAGGGUUUUAUCCUAGUGAAUAUGAGGGUUUUAUUCUAGUAAAUGUGAGGGUUUUAUCCUAGUAAAUGUGAGGGUUUUAUCCUAGUGAAUUUAAUGGCUUUAUCCUAGUCAAUGUGAGGGUUUUAUCCUAGUCAAUGUGAGGGUUUUAUCAUAGUGAAUGGGAGGGUUUUAUCCUAGUCAAUGUGAUGGUUUUAUCCUAGUGAAUAUGAGGGUUUUAUCCUAGUGAAUUCGAUGGUUUUAUCCUAGUGAAUGUGAGGGUUUUAUCCUAGUGAGUGUGAUGGCUUUCUCCUAAUGAUUUUAUCCCAGUGAAUGUGAGGGUUUUAUUCUAGUGAAUGUCGGGGUUUUAUCCUAGUGAAUGUGAGGGUUUUAUUCUAGUGAAUGUCGGGGUUUUAUCCUAGUGAAUGUGAGGGUUUUAUCCUAGUGAAUGUGAGGGUUUUAUCCUAGUGAGUGUGAGAGUUUUAUUCUAGUAAGUGUGACGAUUUUAUCCUAGUGAAUGUGAGGGUUUUAUCCUAGUGAAUGUGAGGGUUUUAUCCCAGUGAAUGUGAGGACUCUAUUCUAGUGAGUGUGGGUUUUUUUAUCCUAGUAAGUGUGAGGAUUUUAUCCUAGUGAAUGUGAGGGUUUUAUCCUAGUGGGUGUGAUAGUUUUAUACUAGUAAGUGUGAGGAUUUUAUCCCAGUGAAUGUGAGGGUUUUAUCCUAGUGAAUGUGAGGGUUUUAUCCCAGUGAAUGUGAGGACUCUAUUCUAGUGAGUGUGGGGUUUUUAUCCUAGUGAGUUUGAGGGUUUUGUAAUGGUCAUAAAAGGUUUUCAUCUGGUCAUCCAUUAAUGUAAUCCCAUAUAAGGGUUAUCUCUGGUCACCCAAUGAUGUAAAUAUCAUAUAAGGGUUUCCUUUGGUCACCCAAUGAUGUAAGUGUCAUAUAAGAGUUACCUCUGGUCAACCAAUGAUGUAAAUGUCAUGUAAGGUUACCUCUGGUCAACCAAUGAUGUAAAUGUCAUAUAAGGGUUACCUCUGGUCACCCGUUGAUGAAAAUGCCAUAUAAGGAUUAAUUACCUCUGGUCACCCAAUGAUGUAAAUGUCGUAUAAGGAUUAUCUCUGGUCGCCUAUUGAUGUAAUGGUCAUACAAGGGUUACUUCUGGUCACCUAUUGAUAUAAAUGUCAUAUAAGGGUUUCCCCUGGUCCCCAAUUGAUGUAAAUGUCAUAUAAGGGUUACCUCUGGUAACUCAUUGAUGUAGUGGUCAUAUACCCAUGGACUCUGGUCACCUAUUGAUGUAAUGGUCAUGCAAGGGUUACAUCUGGUCACCAUUGAAAAAAUUGAUAGAAAGGUGUCCUGAGGUAACCGACAUCUCAGUGUAUGGAUGACCUUCGAUCACCCUUGUUUAUAAUUCUACUUCUAUUUGAAAUACAUAGCCAAGUAACAGGUAGAGUGACCACAUGACCAAGCUCCUGCUAAGUCCGAAAUUCAUACUUCCUGUUAUCUCUUAUACACAUCUUACACACACGCCUUAAAUAUGUCAUAUUUUCUAUUCACAACAAAUCUAAUGAACAAUUACAAAGUCAAACCAUAACAUAAUUUAGACAAUUUACCCAUGGACCAUCUGAAGAUAAAUGUGGACAGCACUUACUUAGGUUUGGUGAAAAUAUGCCCAGUAGAUAAGAAAAUUUACAAACAGACAAAUAAUCAAAAAAGCUCACCUUAUUCUUUAGCUCAGGUGAGCUAAACAUUUCACCUUGACACUGUUGUAGCAUCAUGAGAUAUAAUCAACCGUAACAUAAUUUUCAUGUCUGAAAUCAAUAGGUGACCAGAGGUCACCCUCUAUGUGCAACAUUAUCUUACAAUUCUCUGUAAACAAAUUACAAAUAAAUAAAAGGACGAUAUUCCAA